CCGACCAAAUCAACAAAACCGCGCGUUUCAGGUGUUAUACUACACGACGUUUGGUUAUAAUAUUUAUUUUACUAUUGUUUUUACUAUUUGUUGUGUUUGAUGACAAGGAAUAUAUAUUAUAUAAAACAAUGACAGAAAAUAACCGCUGUCCUUCACCAAUAGAGGUCCAGGAUUUUUUAUUCAAGCAAGCUUCCAUAGAACAAAUAUGUAAAAGCCUUCCAAGAUUACCUGUUAGAUCCAAUUUAAUGGCUGCUGAUACAAAACACGGUUUAUUGUAUAUAGGUCAUGAUUAUAGGUUAAUUGUUGUUAAACCAGGAAAUGACUCAAAUGCGGAAUGGAAACUAGAAUUAAAAAUACCAGGUGUAGCAGAACAUGUACAGAUAAGUUGUGAUUGUUCAUUUUUAGCUGUCACUUUUUUAGGUGCUUCAGCUACAAUUUAUGAUACAAGUUCUAUCAGCAAACACAGAUUGGACAUACUUCAUGAAAUUAGAUUAUCAAGUAGUGCUGGAAAUGUUUUUGUGUCAGACUUAAAAUGGAAUCCAGCAAUUCCAGAAAUGUUUUGUUCCGUUACAAGUGAUCAUACCAUAGGCUGUUUUCAUGUUAAUAAAGAUAAAAAAGUAGGUAUUCAAAUAGUAGGAAUGGAAAGAAUUUCAGGUAUAGAUGCUCUCUGUGUUUCAUGGAGUCCUAAAGGUAAGCAACUAGUGGUAGGUUGCAAAAAUGGAGAUAUAAUCCAAUUAAAGCCUGAUCUGAAACCAGCUAGACAGUUAUCAGGUCCUAAACCCAGUCGAGGUAUGAUUAUAUCCAUUUUAUGGGUUAGCAAUUACCAGUUUUGCACUUGUUAUUAUCAAGACAAGUCACACAUUAGUGUAAUGAUUGUCGAUGCUCCAAAAGGUGUUACUGUUCCUAAGUUUACAGAUUAUGAAGAUAUCACUUAUGGAUAUGGUUCUUCUUAUGAAUUAUGGUAUUACUUUGACCAUGUCCCAGAAUGGGGAUUAAUUAUUGCAGCAAGUUCACAUAGUACUGAAGUAACAGUUUUGGGAUCGACUGACAAUGGAGCAACAUGGACUACUUGGGAAAUGGUAGAAGGUGGGACAGUUCAAUUGCCUCUCGACAGAAAGCAGGGAUUGGAAAAUUAUCCAAUUGGAAUGGCAAUAGACAGAUCUCCUACCCAAAGAUUAACUUUGUCUGCUGAUAACACCUUACCAAUACCAGUUCCUAUUCUAAGGAUACUAGUAACAAGUGGCCAGUUGUGCAGCUAUCAUAUGGUAAAUUUGAAAGAAGAGGCGCCAGAUAUUUGUUCUCCACCAUCAGAGGUUAUACAAGCACCUGCAAUACCAAGACCAAGUAUGGGGCCAGAAGUCUCCUUCAACUUGCCCUCUGGAGCAACCAGUACACCACAUACCACUAAGACUUUAGAAAGUAAACAAGAAGAAGCCAAAAUCUCAAACAUGUUUGGAGAGCCAGGAAUUCCCAGUUUUUCUAGCUUAGCUCCAAGCAACAAAGCUUCAGAGCCUCCACUCCAAACAGAAAUCAAGAAUGUAGGUUUUUCUGCUCCACCCGAAAUAAAAACAGGCGGUCUUUUCACACCGGAAAGCGUCAAAACUAAUCUGUUCCAGCGAGAUAACCAGACUCCUCAGAUAAAUCCGCAAUUCAAACCUACUCUCGGAGCACAGCAACCAGCUACAGGAUUUGCCACAAAACCUGAACUCAGAUCGGAACCUCAGAGAACGCAGGUAAUUCAAUCAGAGGUAAAAGUUACAAAAGGUCCAGCAAAAGAUCAGUCACCUGCAGCAUAUCGCGCAGAAGAAGCCGCAUCCGCGGCUAAAGAAUUACCCGUUUAUGAUGACGCACUCUGCUUGCGAGCUUACUUUGACGAGCAGUACAAGUUCGAGAAGGAGCUUCAAAGCAAGCUCGACUUGCCGAACUGGCAAGUGGGAACGGAUGAGGAACGCGACCUACUAGUGAAGAAAAGUGAGGACAUAGACGAGUUUCUGCGAGAGCUGAGGGAUACAACUAACAGUCUUGCCAGCGAUAUAGCUUACCUGAAAGCUUUGCUUCUUCAGUCAUUCGCCUGGCUAGAGGAGUCCAAAUCUAAGAACUCUACGGCACACUUGGGCGGCAGAGGUCGAACAGAGGGCACCAAAUUUGCUGACUUGCAAAGGCUUUAUUACUACACACAGUCGCAGUUGAUACAAGCGACCAAGGUUCUUGACCUCGAAUGGGCCGAGCAUAACAACCGCGAACUUACGCGAAUGAAAAUUCCUAGCUUGGAAGUGAUAUAUCAGAGUCUGUUCAGGCACAGUCAGAUCAUCGCUCAAGAGAAAAAGAACAUCGAGGAACUGUCCAAAAAGUGGCGCAGCCUCGCUCGUGGUGGUAGCAGUAGUCUUGCCAGUCUUGAUCGCUCAAUGGCGAGUUUGAAUUUAUCGCAAUCGUCGAGUACGACACUCAUUAGCGAUACUGCGAUCGACCUUCGCUGCAAGCUUAUCGCCAGUAACAUACGCAACUUCACUUCUGAGAAGCAGAUCAAGCUACGAGAUUUGCUCGCGGAGACUGCGCCCAUGAUUGUUAGAGCCGUGAGGCCUAGCGCGGUACAGGAUCGCCUGGAAGCUACGCUCUCUGCAUUGGCUGCUCAGAAACCAAUAGAAGCUGCAAGCUCCAAAACCAGAACUCCUAAAUUCGGGACCACGGACCAGCAGAAGAUGGUCGCUCAGCAAAGAUUGCCUGAUCUUGCAGAAUCGAAAACUCAUAAUUACCUAUCUUCUCUGGAUAACUUGGUUUCUGGUAUCGGUAGUGGCAUGACCGGACUGCCGUCGCUUAGCAAAUCACCGAGUUCGACUAGCCCGUUCUCCGCUCUAGCAGCCAAGCCACAGCUUACACCCACCCAAUCAAAAGCCAAAGAAAACGCGUCCCCCUUGUUUUCUCAAAGUUCUCGACAACCUCUGCAGACCACUUUAGCCAACAAGUCCUUCCCCAAGAUAGAUACUAUCAGCUUCAAUACAACGCAGAAAACGCCCGAACCCCAAGUUAAUAAGGACAACUUGAACAAGACCCCGGAGAGUACAGGUACGUUCACCAUGUUUCCGCCAAACACCUUUGGACGGCUUGGUUCACCAGAAGCAUUACAGUCGGGUACAGGCGCCGUCAUUACCUCGAUAACUACGCUGACGACAGUGCCCAAAGCGACUUUCAGCUUCUCUUCCAAUACUGUAGCUCCAUCUACGCCACACAGUUUUGUCGCGCCAAAGCUUGACAACAGCUCGGUUUUCAAGUUUUCAUCAAAUCUAAGUGCUACUUUGGCUCAACCGUCACCAGCUACUUCCACGUCGUCAGAUUUGUCAAGCUUGAACUUCGGUAAUCACUCGGGUCUCACGAUAACACCCAUUUCCAACGCGAAAACUACCACUAGCGCGGAGCCCGCAGGGCUGCCAACAUUUGCCUUCGGUAAAACUUCAUCGCCGCAACAGCAACAUUCGAUUUUCGGACAAUCUUUGAAUGUGUCUGCAGCUCUGACUCCAACUAUGCCGUCUUUAUUUGGAAAAUCAACCGCUCCAGCGAUUCUUACUGCAACAACAGUUUCUAGUCAAGAGAAAAUGAGUGCGAGUUCAACGACGGCUGUAGCUUCGAGUGCGCAAGCUGCUAUUAAUAUGUCAACGCCUGGUGCAGUUACAGUGUCCGUUGCGGCGGCACCGACCUCUAAUACGCCUUCGUCGUCGUCGGACUUCGGAACGUCUUCGCUAUUUGCAGGAUUACCUGCUGCUUCACCAACUUUCAAUCUCAGUGCUACUUCGACGCAAGCUACUCCUAGCACAUUUACACAAGCUACUACUGCCACUACAACGACUGAUUCCAGCACAAGAAUCUCGUUCCAAAACUUAUCGUCUACAGCACCUUCUUCAUCGUCUGGAUUUGCUGGAAUUCUUGGGGCUACGUCAGCUCUGAGCUUCGGUACAUCGUCCACGGGAACUUCCAUCACUCCCAUAUUUGGUACCACUAUGACCUCUGGUACCAAUACUUUUGGAAGCUCAACGCCAGCUACCACAGCAGUAGCUGCUGCUACCACUUCUGCACCUUCUAUCUCGUCGAUUUUUGGCAAAUCAACUAGCAAUACAGCAUCUCCACCUGCUGCACAUAUUUUUGGUGGUACCACGGCUGGUACAGUAUCCACGAAUACUACAACUAGUACAACUUCGUUGUUUAGUAGCACACCGAGCACCGGUACCACCUCGAUGUUCGGCGGUCAAACAACAGUCAUCAAUAGCAGCACUGGUAAUACUGAAAACAGCUUGUUUGGCGUAAAAUCCACGGCUACGACGACGGCGACCACAGCGAUCCCGACAGCAUCACUCCUUGGUAGUAGUGCAACAGCAACCACAGCGACCCCGACAGCAUCACUCUUUGGUGGCAGUGCAACAGUAACCACAGCUGCCUCACCAGGAUCUAUCUUUGGCGGUAGUACAACGGCAACCACAGCUACUCCGACAGCAUCUAUCUUUGGUGGCAGUACGACAGCAACCACAGCUACCCCGACAGCACCUAUCUUUGGUAGUAAUAUUUCGGUUACUCCUAAUACCUCGAUUUUUGGAAACAGCAGUACUCCAGGUUUUGGCGCCGCCGCUAAGACAACACAAGCAAAUGUCUUCGAAGGAAGCACAGCACCUAGUAGUUCGUCGGUCUUUGGAUCUAGCUCCUCGGUACCGGCAACUGGAUCAAUCUUUGGUGGUGCAAGCUCUACGCCAGUUUUUGGUGUAUCUACAACAGCAGUUCCAAAUAAUCCAAGUUCCGGAAUAUUCGGAAGUACACCUGCUAGUGGUUCAAUGUUUGGUGGUGGAACUAAUGCUGGAACCAUAGCCACAACUGGAAGUUCUGUAUUUGGUGCAACUCCAACAGCCUCGAUUUUCGGUGGCGGCGCUACAGUUACAACCACUGCGUCUAAUACAUCAAUCUUUGGAGGAACCGCGACCGUUACAACGCCAAGUGUCUUUGGCGUAAAUGCCAGUUCUCCGACUACUGGAGGUAUAUUUGGUGCAGCUGCUACGAGCCCAACUGUUGCUGGUACGAGCUCGAUUUUCGGGGGCCCACCGUCUUUAGGAGCCGGCACCUCUGCAUUUGGAGGUGCAGCUUCUCCUGGAGGUAACAUGGGAGCUGCUCCCGUAUUUGGAGGAGGGGCUGCUUUUGGAGGAGCUCCUGCAUUUGGAGGUAAACCCGUUUUUGGAUCUCCUGGUGGCUCUAGCUUUGGCUCUGGAUUUGGUUCUCCGACAUCUUUUGGUGGUACUGCUACUGCUGCCGGUUUUGGAAGAACACCAGUAUUUGGUUCGACAUCACCUUCGGCAACAAGUAAUACAUUUGCGGAAUUAGGUGCUCAACAAGGAGGGCUAUCUUUCGGUAGCUUGGCACAAAAUACAGAUACCCAGAAACCAAGUUUUACAGGGUCGAGUUCGUUUUCAAGCUGGAGAUAAUUUUAUUAUUUGUACGCUGUACAGAAUUUUUAAGAACUGAACGUAGCGUUGGAAAAGCGAAUCAUUAUUUUUAUAAAUUAUUUUUUGCUGUAGUUUGAUUGUUAAGAGUAUGAAGAAAUAUGAUGAAUGAAAUGAAGAAUAGAUAAUAAAAAUGAAAU
Molecule: messenger RNA, 5614 nt
Organism: Phymastichus coffea
Lineage: Eukaryota; Metazoa; Arthropoda; Insecta; Hymenoptera; Eulophidae
Gene: Nup214
Product: nuclear pore complex protein Nup214-like
Exons: 7
Coding region: 129-5456 (1775 amino acids)
Biological process (GO): RNA export from nucleus; protein import into nucleus
Cellular component (GO): nuclear pore
Molecular function (GO): structural constituent of nuclear pore; protein binding
Source: RefSeq, a predicted model, not a curated record